CUGGAGUAACCAGUAAUAAACGCGCUGACCUGACUAGUGCUGACUUUAGUUUUGUACUCUACCACCAUCGGCACUGAUCGGCACCAUCAUCCCAUCAUCCCAUCAUCAUCAUCGUCGUCAUCAUAAUCAUAAUAGCUGAAGCCUGAAGCUUGAAGCUAACCAACCAACUCAAAAUCUAAAUUUAAUACAACACUAUUAAAUAUUAUUUUUUAAAUAUAAUUAAAUCGACUUUUCUGUUUUAAAUUUUAAAAUUACAUUACUAUUUGUAAUUGCAAUUUGCAGUCGUAUAACUACGUGAGAUCUAUUUUGUUUGUCGUAUGUCCAUCCAGAAUCUUAACACAUUCGACCCCUUUGCAGAUGCAAUCAAGGGUUCAGAUGAUGAUGUCCAAGACGGUCUCGUGCAUAUAAGAAUCCAACAACGAAAUGGUCGUAAGACCUUAACAACAGUACAAGGACUAUCUUCGGAAUAUGACUUGAAAAAAAUAGUACGAGCAUGUAAAAAGGAGUUUGCGUGCAAUGGGACUGUAAUAGAGCACCCAGAGUACGGGGAGGUGCUCCAAUUGCAGGGUGAUCAACGUGAAAAUAUAUGCCAGUGGUUAACUAAAGCAGGUUUGGCAAAGCCUGACCAGCUCAAGGUUCACGGUUUUUAAGUAUUUACUAAUUACAACAACAAGAACGAGAACAAUAACAACAACAACAACAACAGCAGCAGCAGACCAACUCCAUGUCACCACUCAGAAAAAACUUUCAAUUUCAUUAGCACCAUCCAAUAAUAAUCACAUUAAAUUAUUUGUAUCAUUUAAUUAUAUUACUUGUUGAUACUUGUUGGUCUGUUAUGAUCAAUUAUACGCAUAUAAUAAAUAUAUAUUUAAAUAUAUUUCAAUAAAUAAAUACAAAAAAAUAAAUAAAUAAAUAAAUAAAAUAAAAUAAACGAAAAAAAAAAAAAAUAAAUAACAAAAAAAUAAACUAUUUAAUAAUUAUAAAAAUAAAAUAACGGAUGUUAAUAUAGACGUAGUUUAUGCAAUCCGAACACUUUUUGUAAGACAUUAUAGGAAGCAAUACUUAAACAGCCUUAUGCUAGAUAAUCCGAUUAUCACUUGAAUUGUCACUACUUUGAAUUUAAUUAUUGAAAAACAAAAAAAAACAAA
Microplitis mediator is the source of this 1148-nucleotide messenger RNA. RefSeq names its product eukaryotic translation initiation factor eIF1 (gene eIF1). Gene Ontology annotation, biological process: translational initiation. The transcript has 3 exons. Gene Ontology annotation, cellular component: eukaryotic 43S preinitiation complex. Bases 318 to 650 code for a protein of 110 amino acids. The record is from RefSeq and is a predicted model, not a curated record. Lineage: Eukaryota; Metazoa; Arthropoda; Insecta; Hymenoptera; Braconidae. Gene Ontology annotation, molecular function: translation initiation factor activity; ribosomal small subunit binding; RNA binding.